UACACUCUUCCCCGGGAGCUUGUUUCUCUGUGUUUUAGGUCUCUCUCCCUCUCUCUCUGUCUCCUCUUUAAUCAGUUUAUCUAGCUGCUUUUGUCGUUAACUUCCCCGACGCAAUUUCAACUCCAAAUUAGGCGAGGAAGAUGGUUGUCGACGCUGCCCUCGAAGUCGAACGGCGACUUCCCUCGAAAGUUGAGCCGGACUAUGACCGCUUGAGCGAGCUGAAACCGUUUGAUGAGCCGAAGACCGGGGUUAAAGGCCUGGUCGACACGGGAAUCGGGAAAGUGCCACGGAUCUUUAUCCACGAACCCGAGAGCUUCGACCGGAAAUACGGUCGAGGGAGCCCAGACCUCGUGGUCCCGGUCGUGGACCUCGAAGGCGUGGCCGAUGAUCUGGUGCGGCGUAAACUAAUUGUCGAUCAAGUUCGAAAUGCCUCGGAGGAAUGGGGGUUCUUUCCGGUGAUAAACCAUGGAGUGCCAGAAGAGAUCAUGCAGGAGAUGAUUGCUGGGGCCAUAAGGUUCUUUGACCAGGACCGAGAGAUCAAGAAGGCCUUGUACACGAGGGAUACGAUCAAGAAGGUUGUGCACAAUAGCAACUUUGAUCUGUAUCAGUCCUUGGCAGCUGACUGGAGGGACAACAUGUAUUGCCUUCUUGCUCCCAGCCCUCCCUCAUAUGAAGAGAUCCCAGCCGCUUGUAGGGACAUCAUGCUAGAGUACCAAAAGCAAGUGACCAAGGUUGGGCUCUUGCUGUUUGAGCUGCAAUCAGAGGCCCUAGGGCUCAAGCCAAGCCACCUCAAGGACAUAGAUAGUGCAGAGGGGCUUGCAAUGCUCUUGAACUACUACCCUCCAUGCCCUGAGCCUGACCUGACCAUGGGCACAAGCAAGCACCAGGAUGAUUACUUUCUCACUGCGCUCCUCCAGGACCAAAUUGGUGGCCUCCAAGCCCUCUACAAGGAUCAAUGGGUCGAUGUUCCUCCAGUUGCUGGAGCCCUUGUGAUCAAUAUCGGAGAUCUUCUUCAGCUUAUAUCGAACGACCAAUUCAAGAGCGUCGAGCACAGGGCCUUGGCAAGCCGGGUUGGCCCGAGAAUCUCGGUGGCCAGCUUCUUCACCACAUACAUGCAGCCAUCAUCGAAAAUCUACGGGCCCAUCAAGGAAUUGCUGUCAGAGAACAAUCCUGCCAAGUACAGAGAAACCACGGUGAGGGACUACACAUACUACUUCAACAUGAAAGGGCUCGACGGCACUUCGGCUCUCCCGCACUUCAGGCUUUGAACUUUGGAUCACUCUUGUUGUGAAGGGCCCUAUGAUUUUUCAUCCCUAUCCAAUAUAGCAGAGGGUCAUCAAAACUGUGAUUGUACUAGCAAGUGUACUCCUAUGUCUUCAUGUUCAUCGGUGUUCUGUUUGGCUUGUGCUUCAAAUGUUAUAAAUAAAUAGUCCUCUUCCAAUUUCUGGUGUUUCACAUAUGAUUUGCUGUACAA
Syzygium oleosum is the source of this 1474-nucleotide messenger RNA. Its product is annotated as 1-aminocyclopropane-1-carboxylate oxidase homolog 1-like. Bases 141 to 1268 code for a protein of 375 amino acids. Lineage: Eukaryota; Viridiplantae; Streptophyta; Magnoliopsida; Myrtales; Myrtaceae. The record is from RefSeq and is a predicted model, not a curated record. The transcript has 4 exons.